CAAUUAGCCCUAAUAAUCUCAUUUAUAUAGUAUAAUUUAUAUUUAUUUAUUUCCUUUCCCAUCCCCAGGGAACCAAUACACUUUGACCUCCCCAUUAUAUAUUGUCACUAUUUUGAAUAUUGCUGAAUAUAUAUUUAAUGACAAACAUUGAACAAGUCAGUAGCACCAAUCUGAGUGACGACUUUUGACUCUAACGCCAAUCUACUAAUUAAUUUUAUAAAAAUCUCACUCACCACAACUCAUUUUGUUUCACUCGCCCACACAUACAUACAUACACUCAGAGAGAGAGAGAGAGAUAAAUGGAGAGAGAUGGUGGUGGAGAUUCCACCGGAAUAUUCCCAUUAGACGGAGAAAAUGGCGUGAUAAAGGAUGUUGAUGCGGGGGCUCUCUUUGUCCUGAAAUCCCAAGGUUCAUGGUUGCACUGCGGCUACCAUCUGACGACGGCUAUCGUUGGGCCGGCCCUCCUAAGUUUGCCGUUUGCUUUCACCUUUUUGGGAUGGAUCGGAGGAAUUAUUUGCCUUACUUUUGCUGCUUUCAUCACAUUCUAUUCCUAUACUCUCACGUCCAUUGUUUUGGAGCAUUAUGCACAGCUUGGGAAGCGCCAACUUCGUUAUCGAGAUAUGGCUCAUCAUAUUUUAGGGCCUGGAUGGGGCCGUUACUUGGUGGGCCCACUUCAAUUGGUGGUCUGUUAUGGUGCGGUCAUUGCCACUACACUUCUUGGUGGGCAGCUCCUCAAGUUUAUCUAUGUAAUAUCAAGAGAAGAAGGGAGCAUGCAGCUGUACCAAUUCAUCGUCAUGUAUGGAAGCCUAACCUUAAUCAUGGCACAAAUGCCAUCCUUUCACUCUCUAAGGCACAUCAAUCUUCUCUCCUUACUCUUAUGUCUUGCUUAUAGCGCCUUCACAGCAGCUGCCUCCAUAUAUAUUGGAUAUGAUAAAGAGGGUCAACUGGAAAAAGAUUACAGUAUAACCAGUGAAGGACUAAAUCGUAUUUUCGGUGUCUUCAAUGCCAUCUCAAUAAUGGCCACAACCUAUGGGAACUCAAUUGUUCCUGAAAUACAGGCCACCAUAGCACCUCCAGUGAGGGGGAAAAUGUUGAAAGGGUUGUUGUUGUGCUACUCUGUGGUGGUCUCCACCUAUUACAGUGUAGCCAUUUCUGGGUAUUGGGCGUUUGGAAAUGAGGCUAAGGGCCCUAUUCUUUCAAAUUUUAUUGGCGCCGAUGGAUUGCCCUUACUGCCCAAAUCCUUUCUUCUUAUCAUCUGUGUCUUCACUCUUGUGCAGUUGAUUGCCGUCACUUUGGUACAACGGAAAUUUGCGGACCCGAAGAAGGACCAAUUCUCUAUGCGCAAUGCUAUUCCGCGACUCAUUUUUCGAUCAUUAUCAGUUAUCGUGGCCACAACUUUGGCGGCCAUGCUCCCUUUCUUUGGAGAUAUCAUGGCACUUUUUGGGGCAAUUGGUUGCAUUCCUCUAGACUUUAUUUUGCCCAUGGUUUUCUAUAACGUCACCUUUAAGCCCUCUACAAAAAGCUUUAGUUUUUGGGUUAACAUUGUUAUUGCAGUAACUUCCACCGUGUUGUGUGCGGUAGGAACAGUUGCAUCGGUGAGACAAAUUGUUUUGGACGCUAAAACGUAUAAACUAUUUGCUAAUAUGUAA
Messenger RNA from Striga asiatica, 1649 nucleotides. The record is from the annotation of a GenBank genome assembly. NCBI's taxonomy places the organism in Eukaryota, Viridiplantae, Streptophyta, Magnoliopsida, Lamiales, Orobanchaceae.